AUGGCCCGUCCGACGAGGCGUGGCGACGCUUCGCCGCAAGAUCUCUAUCAACUUGGUGUCCAGGGAAGAAAAACCGGCGCCACGCUGAAGGAUGACGGCCAACGCGAUUCACAAGGCAUGAUGCCAACCGAGGGGCUGUUUUCUUCCCCGGGAAGCAGUACCACACAGCAGCCGAUUGCGGCUGCGACAGAAGAACCGAUACGAGAAGUCACACCACCGGUAGGGGGGAACGACGAUGAAAGCGCUCCCAUGGACAUUGCUUCAAGCGGCGGCGCCGGGCCGGGAACUGUUCUCCGAAACAGCAGAAAUUUUCAGCUGCCUCUUUCAAAGGGCCGAUCGCCAAUUCAACCGACUGCGAGGCUUCUCCGCUCCCCGGCGAAGCGACCCCCGAGUAAAUCACCGAUGCGACCGUCGGCAACUGACCCGACCGCAAGACACAUCUUUUCGAGUCCUUCUGUAUCGGAAAGAAUGCCGAGGCGACCAAGCAUCAUUAGAGAGCCUCCGAGCGACGACUCUAUAAAUGCAUUACUCAACCAGUCUGAACGGAUGGGCGACAGGACUGGACUGGAAAGGGAUUACCGGGUCGCGAACGAAUAUAGACCUGAGGCACGGUCACCACAACCUGCGGGAGGCAUGUCCGCAAAGGCCAUCGGCAAGCAGAGAGCGGUUCCGAGCAUGUCGCCGCCAAGACACCCGCCUGUAAGGCCAUCGCGACUACCGACUCCAUCACCGCCAGCUCCUGAAUCUAGCAUGUACGUUCAUGAGCCUGACCCAGACCCUGGCCCAGAGCCAGACCUUGAGCCGGAGCCGGAGCCGGAGCCACGACGACAUUCAUCAUCGCCGUCUGCUCCCAUUCGUGAGCCGUCGAUUCCAACAUCUUCCCCCCGACUACAAACGCACAAACGCCCUACGCCAGCGGUUUCGACGACUAGUUCAACAGCGCGCCGUGCGCGUGACGAGGAGGAUGAUCGCAGAGACGGGGCGAAGCGAGUGAGGCAAACAGAUUCCGUCGUAUCAAAGCGGAGCGCGCAACCUGCCAAGCGUGGACGCGGGCGGCCGCCAAAGAACGGAGUCGCCAAACGUGGGCGUGGACGGCCCCGAAGGAGCGAAGUUGAAUCUGAUGGAGACGAGGGUGACUCUUUGAUGACAUUGCAAAGAGGGCCGCCAAUGCCGAAAUCACGAGGACUAGUCUCCAUGCGUCGCGAUGCUGAUGCCGCAGUUGAAAACCGCCGCAGAGGCAACGACGCCGACUGGUGGGCUGAUAUACAAAACGACGAUACGACGCACGGGCAUGAACCGCCUCGUGGCCAACGACUUGCAUCGCAAGCUGCUACCAAGCACCAGCGCCGCGCAGACGCCGCUAUACCCGACGUAGAAGAGGACCUCGAAGAUUGGGAGCUUGAUACCGGUAGCUUCACUGGUGAGAUUGUGGUCUGGGAGCCAGAGUAUGAGCACAAUCCCCCGGGGCCCGACGACCAAGUGGAAGUGACGGACGAAGUUAUUGCCCUCACAGCCGAUGCGAUCCCGACGUUCGAGAUUAGAGAAUCGGACGCUCGGUACGCCAAGCCGCUGGUCAUGCCGUUUAUGAGUGCCGGGUUCGUCGACCUGCCCUCGGGCUCAGAGAAGCGGCCCAAGAACUCGCGCAAGAUGCACCUCGUCUUCUUCGUGCACUACGGCAAGGUCACCGUUAGCAUCAACGAGGAGCAGUUUCGCAUCUCGACGGGCGGCAUGUGGUUCGUACCGCGCGGCAACUACUAUAACAUCGCAAACGAUUAUGAGUUUCCUGCGAGAGUGUACUUUGCGCAGGCGUGUGAGGUGUCGCCUUCGCCGCAGCCAGUGGAUGACAUGACGCAGACUAUUGUGACGUGA
Molecule: messenger RNA, 1869 nt
Organism: Cordyceps militaris CM01
Lineage: Eukaryota; Fungi; Ascomycota; Sordariomycetes; Hypocreales; Cordycipitaceae
Product: cupin domain-containing protein
Exons: 3
Coding region: 1-1869 (622 amino acids)
Biological process (GO): attachment of mitotic spindle microtubules to kinetochore; kinetochore assembly; spindle attachment to meiosis I kinetochore
Cellular component (GO): kinetochore
Molecular function (GO): centromeric DNA binding
Source: RefSeq, a predicted model, not a curated record